AUGGCAUUGGGGACGUUGAAGCUCAGUGACUACGACAUUUCACCCCAGUUCGGAUUCCUACCUUGCGACGUCAUUGGGAUCCCUCCACUCGGACUGUACUACAAGCCAUGGCAAGAUAUCUCAGAGAAUUUACCGAAUCUGCUUGCCUCUAAUCGUCUGCGAGCAGAGGUGGACGGCCUUCCGAUCUUGAGUUGCAAAGAUUUGAGAUCCAUUCCCGAACAGAGACGGGCAUAUUCGAUACUCGCUUUCAUAUCUCAAGCAUACAUCUGGGCAGAGAAUUUGCCAGCAAAGAGGAUUCCGCCUUCUGUCUCCAUACCUUUUUUGUCAAUUUGCAAAUCACUAAACCUGCCGCCCGUAGCCACACCUGACCGACUGGAUAACCUCGCAACCUUGACUACAUUUACGGGAGCAAUCGACGAAAGCUGGUUCUACCUCAUUUCCGUUGCUAUCGAGGCUAAGGGCGGGCCGUUGAUCGCAUCGGCUGUGGAAGCAACAAACCUCUCCCGAGCGGGACGCACCGAUCUUGUGGCCAUUCAACUCGACAAACUGGCUGCCGGCAUAGUCGAUCUGAAGACUGUGCUGCAGCGUAUUUACGAAAAUUGCGAUCCGCAUUUCUUUAGCAACAAACUUCGCCGGUUUCUGGCCGGAAGCAAGAAUAUGGCCAAGUUUGGACUUCCUGAUGGUGUGAUUUUUGACGAGGGCACAGGCAACGUCCGAACUGUGAAGCUGUCUGGGGGUUCAAAUGCGCAAUCGAGCCUAUUUCAAUUUUUUGAUGUUGCAUUGGGUGUCACACACCGUGUCGGUGAAUGUGGAGGAGCACAUCAGAAGAACAAGAUUUCGAAUCGAGACACCGUCGCCUCUCCUGGAAAUCUAGAAGAUGGUUGCCGCCACGUCAAAACAGUCAAUGAUCAGAACUACCUCUCAGAAAUUCGCCAGUACAUGCCUGAGCGUCACCGCCAAUUCUUGGACGAUUUUGCGGCCGUUGCCAACAUACGCCAAUUUGUAGAGAACAACCUGCAAAACGAAGCUCUUGUUCUUGCAUACGAUGCAUGCAUUUCAGCUCUAGUUCAGUUUCGUAAUACACACAUGGCCAUUGUGAGUCAAUACGUCAUCGCACCUGCCCAAGUGAAGGCGGUCCAUCAGCAUCAGAGCGACCCUACGACGAUACAUCUGUAUGGUACAGGAGGGACGGCACUGAUCCCGUUUCUAAGACUCGUGCGGAACGAGACAAGGGAAUCAGCAAUCAAUGGGAAUUGUACAGCAAGAUAG
Penicillium cosmopolitanum is the source of this 1269-nucleotide messenger RNA. Its product is annotated as indoleamine 2,3-dioxygenase. The transcript is spliced from 3 exons. The record is from RefSeq and is a predicted model, not a curated record. Bases 1 to 1269 code for a protein of 422 amino acids. Gene Ontology annotation, biological process: 'de novo' NAD+ biosynthetic process from L-tryptophan. NCBI's taxonomy places the organism in Eukaryota, Fungi, Ascomycota, Eurotiomycetes, Eurotiales, Aspergillaceae. Gene Ontology annotation, cellular component: cytoplasm. Gene Ontology annotation, molecular function: heme binding; indoleamine 2,3-dioxygenase activity; metal ion binding.